GGAAGCUUCUUCCUCAUACUUGGCAACCGCGAUAUCAUCUUGAAGCAAUCUAACGCUUGACUCAUUCUCCCAUCCGAGUCGUAGCGAUGUCAUCGGCGAGCCCAGCAGCUCUUGCCUAACCGGCGGACUUUUAUCCACAUACUUCCCUCCAAAUCACUCAAGCGCAGACCUGUUAAUUCACAACCACUAUCCACUAUGGCUCAAGCCAGACUCCACCAGUAUCUGUCUCGUGAUACCUACAACACUAUUGAGAAGUGGAUCAUCGAAACUAAUGCCGCGCUUGCUAGCCACAGAGCAGAUCUUCCUUUUAUGCACUCUGCGCCUCAACCUAUCAAAUUUCCUGUGUCGCGAACCCACAUUGCUCGCGUCCUUGGCAAGAACCGACCUCCAGAAACUAUAACACCGGAGAUGAACCUCAAAGAACUGGGACACGAUCCCCUUAUGUUGAAGGAAGAACAGCUUGGUCGGGAAAGGCUAAGUGCCUGCAGGCCCAUACUGAAGAUGAACCCUGAGGUCGCCGCAGAGAAGAUCCAGGAACAACUGCUGGCUCGUGAGCAUUGGCUGACUCCGUCCAAGCGGGGAUUCGAACAGUCAGCCGCAUACCAGGCAACUGACCUGGCACCGACUGCUUCCACUGCAAAGAAGGCACGUUACGGAUAUGAGCGUCGUCCUCGACAUAAAACCAAGAGUGAUCGAUAUGAGUACAGGAACAAGAUGGUCCACGCGAGGAGCGACCGUGUCUUGAAGCGAGUGAAAAGGACAAGCAAUGACACCUUCCACGCUCCCAACGUACCUUGUGAUCGUUUGACACUGAAUCAUAGGGGUAUUCAGGGAAUCUUCAAUAAGGGAAAAGCAUCAGCUCCCGUCAACCCGCUCCACAGCGGUCAAAUGCCGGAUAUUUUCGGUUUCGAUACACCUUUGACUGCAUGGAAUUUGCACUCAGCCCACAAAGUCGGGUUCUCUGAAAGCGAAUUCUUGCUUGGGAAUUCAGAUACCGACCAGGUCUGCGUCAACAGCAAGUCCACCUAUGAAGUAUGUGAGGGGGCCGAUAGUGUCAAAUAUCCAGCCACAUCCGCACCCAAGCAUACGAAUGUUGUCUCGGAUAUCCCGUGUCCAGCGUAUGGAUGUUGCCCUUCACGAUGGGAUGAAGAUGUCAAGCUACUUAGCUACCAUCUAAGCCCCGAAUGCACAUUUGGGGGCCUAUCAAAGCCAAACAAGGCUAUUGCGGUUAAAGACCCGCAAUACUAUAGCCGAUUUGAAGGGGGUAUAACAUUUCAGGAAGGCAAUUAUCCCUCUUUAUCUUGGUUGGAAACAGCCCAAAGGGUCGACGCAGAUGAGAGGGAUAUGAGAAUGCCUGAGAAGCCCAAAGCAUUCUUUGCGCGCAACGAUUCAUUCCUUGAGCUGUCCGGGUUGCCUGAUGUGAACACGUGUUGGCGGCCAGUCUCGGCCCUCCGAAAUGGCAGCAGCUCUGUAGCUGCUCUUGGAGAGUUCGAUUACGGUAUGAUAUUGGAUGGAGGAGUGCAUAAAACGACUUCCAGAUGCCACGACCCACUUCCGGAGCUUCGAGCUGGAAGCGACAGUAGGGAAUCGUUCUCCGUUGUCGAAGUCGAUGCUUUUGGCGAACCGUUGGAGCGCCAUGAGAGCAGAGCUAUGAAGGCCACCAAGGAGUUGGAAUAUGAGAUUCUGGACGUCACCAUGGUAUCCGAAGCCAUUGACUGUUCAGAUAUACAGAGUGUGAAUGACUUAGAAGAUUGUGUCACCAUUGUCACCCACGAUACAAACACUCCAAGUGCAACCACCCGCGACAUGAGCACACGCGGAAUACAGGAAUGUGCUGGACCCUGGCUCGAGAGACGAAGCCCUGGGUCAGAUACAACAAGAACCGCAGAUUUGGUUACGGAAAUAUUUGAUGGGCGUGGGGGGUUUUGGCAGCGGCAGAAGUUUUAUUGAGAUGCGUUGACAUUGACUGGAAUAAUAUGUUAAGGAGGCCCUUCUAUUACUUGAGAUUUGCUUGUUGGG
This is a messenger RNA of Aspergillus ibericus CBS 121593, 2019 nucleotides long. RefSeq lists its product as uncharacterized. The transcript is spliced from 3 exons. The record is from RefSeq and is a predicted model, not a curated record. NCBI's taxonomy places the organism in Eukaryota, Fungi, Ascomycota, Eurotiomycetes, Eurotiales, Aspergillaceae. The coding region runs from base 196 to 1950 and encodes 584 amino acids.